This is a messenger RNA of Humulus lupulus (European hop), 334 nucleotides long. RefSeq lists its product as uncharacterized. NCBI's taxonomy places the organism in Eukaryota, Viridiplantae, Streptophyta, Magnoliopsida, Rosales, Cannabaceae. The transcript is spliced from 5 exons. The record is from RefSeq and is a predicted model, not a curated record. The coding region runs from base 1 to 327 and encodes 108 amino acids.
AUGGUGAUUACCGGCGGAAGUAUUACCGGCGGAGAAGCUCUCUUUGUUCGUGGGCAGUUUUGGUUCAUCAAAUUUCUUCGUGGGCAGCUUUGGGUUACUUACAGUAUCUCUUUCGCUUUGGCAUCCAUAUUUUCGACCAAAUUUCUGGUGCUAGUCAAGGGCUUUAUUGGGAGUACUGAAUCUUGCUAUUGUUGUACACUGUUUGGAGGAUUACCGCAGCAGCAGCAACAACAACCUAUGUAUGGUCAAUUUGGGCCGUUCAUGCAGCAGCAGUCGGUAUAUCCUCAUUAUGGAGGAUCGACACAGCAGCCCGUUUAUAAUCAGUAGUACUACA